AUGAACGAAAAUGUGCUUCAUGGCAUUUCAGGAGCUACUAGUUCUCUCGUCGCAAUGGCAUUACUUCACCCUUUAGAAGCACUUCGGACAAGAAUGCAAUCUACUCAUUCCAAGGUAGACCUAAUCAGUUUUUUGACUGAGCUUCAUCGCAAAGAUGGACUUCUCUCACUUUAUUCUGGAUUUCUAUCAUCCUUAAUUGGCACAACCACAAGCUAUGGGAUUUAUUUCCUCUGUUAUCGUGCAGCCCAACGUAGCUUAAUUAAAGGGAAACACUUACUAACUACACUUGACGAUAUAUUGGUUAGCUUAUUUUCGAGUGUAAUUUCAGUGCUCAUAAGUACUCCUCUUUGGACAAUAAACACUAGACUAAUGAAAGGACAGUCAGGAGGAAUCAUUUCUUUAUUUAAAAAAAUUUUGCGUGAAGAAGGUCCCCAAGGGCUUUUUAAAGGUAUGUCUGGAAGCUUAAUGUUAUGCUUAAACCCAAUAAUCCAAUACGCUGGCUACGAAUAUGCAAAAAAAAAGCUGUUGAGAAAUAAAAAUGCAAGUGCCUUGGUUUUCUUUAUUUUUGCUGGUAUAAGCAAGCUGCUGGCUACUUUUGUCACCUAUCCGAUGCUAACUUUGAGAACGCGCGCACAACUGGAGGUAAAGAAGAACUUAAGCAUUGCUGAAGUAUUUGCUGACUUGUUAAAAAACGAAGGAAUCUUUGCAUUAUAUAAAGGAUUAUCUUCAAAAGCUGUGCAGACAGUGCUGAAUUCGGCUAUAAUGCUUUCUACUCAUGAAAAGCUGACAAGGCUGCUUGUCAAACUAUUAGCUGCAAAGAUAAAAGUAGGAGUUAGAUCUACUUAA
Molecule: messenger RNA, 846 nt
Organism: Blepharisma stoltei
Lineage: Eukaryota; Ciliophora; Heterotrichea; Heterotrichida; Blepharismidae
Source: the annotation of a GenBank genome assembly